GUUUAGUCUCCUAACAUUUUAAAAGCUUCUAAGUUUGACAUUUUCAGCCUGUGUAUCCUAAUUGCUGUAAAUUUCAUAGAACAGUUGUAAGAGAGCUUUGAGGCAGAGUUGAGUCCCGCAGCAUCCUGAACUACCUCAUGUCCUUGCAAGCUUUGACUUCAGAGAGGUGGCCAGUGUGUGAAAAACUGUUAUGUGUUUUACAGGUUUUUGUGUAUCAAAAGUUAACUUUGUACAUUUAAAUGCCACGUUAACUACUAGGCUUGAGGGGAAGGCCUGUGGGGAUGGGCGAGUUCAGUCAUUAGUGCUUUACUCUUUGGUUGGAUGGUGACUUGGAAAGGACCAGAAGGGAUUGGGUUGGCUUUAUUCCUAUUCUGUUGUUUCCCAGGUUGCCUUCUGGAGCCAAAAGCUGCAAGAUGAGCAGAACCCAUCUGGUUAUCCAGAGAAUCCUGUUGUGUGGGAUUGGGGGUUAGCAACCCUUGCACCUCUGUUGUGAGAGGCUGCGAAUGGAGAUGGGCAAUUUUUUAGGUUGAUAAUAGCUUGUGGUUUAGACAGCCAGAGAACUGGGGGGACAUGCCUGUCCUUUCUCUAUAACUUCAGUAGUUGCGUGAUAUUUUAAAAGGCUUCCAGUGUAGUUCAAGUGACAUGUAUUCCUCAGAAAGCCAGUGGGAAAAUCCCUCCCAGUAGAGGAACAGGAGUUGCCAAAUUGCAUUGGUGUCCCAUUCAAACCUGCGUUUGCAGGUUGGGUGUGCCACAGAGGCCAGAUGUCCAAAGGGUUUGGAAAUAGCUGUGCCUGGUUGAUUGUGAUUGAUUUCAGCUAAGUUGUGAUAUUACAGCCGAUGGUGCUUUUUAGAUGAGCACUUUAGGUAUGCAGUGUUGCAACAUGUAACUUUCACACCUAAAAAUCAGAAGCCUUUUCAUUGUUUAGGAUUCUGCUCUUAUUUUCCUUAGGGAAAUGGAGAGCGGGUUGCUUAGCAUGUGUUUUAGACUCCCUUUUUUGUUUUGUUUUGCUUCUUUGUACCAAAGCUAAAAUGGAGGGAGGGAGUCAGGUUGGCAUGGAUACAUGACAUGCUAUUAAACAUGGCAUUUUGGUUUUGUGUCUUUAGAUCAGAAAUUAUUUACAUAACAUGCGGUGGUAGCAAAGCUGUCUUUAUCAAAGUUUUAGGCUAUAUUCUGCAGCAGAAGAGCACACCUUAGAGAAAUGCUUUAUGUGCUUUGAUAGCCCUUCUUGAAAUGGCAGCAAUUUAUAUUAUUGAUACAAAAGAAACUGGAAUAUUACUACUGCUGGAAUUCUAGAAAUAUAUAUAUUUUUUUUUAGCUUUAUCUAACAGGUUGAGUCUUGCUUAGUGACAUUGGGCAGCCCGACUAAACAUAGACAACCUUAUCUGCAAGAUUCUGCAUGCUCACAACAGUCCUUGGAUUGGUGAAAUGCUUAGGGAACAGCUUGUAAUAUUCACAACUUUUUUAUAAGUAAUUUCUUUUGGAGAUUUUAAAGAUGUGGCAAACAGGUCCUUAUAUAGUAUUGCCAAAGCUGAGCUGCAGAGCUUGAUAAAGUCGCUUUUACUUGUGUUAACUGAGGAGCCUCCUACCUCGUAAGAUUAUGAAGCUGUUUCAGCUUGAUAAUGCUUUAUGCUUGACUAGCAUAUGUCACAAAACCAAGCUAUCACAAUGCAGCUUUGCCUGUAUUUAUUUAUUUCCCCUCAUUUCAUUUCCUUACUGCAUUAAAAUUGAGGGUAGGCAGCAGUGAGGCUUGGAAGUUUCACAAAGCCUAAAACGGGUGCGAAGUAUUCAGUGACUUAUAAUGUAAAAAUUCUAGAAGUCCUGAAUUCCUUUUGUUCCAGUUUCAAACAAUGCAGCUUUGUUCCUAGUGUACAGAAACAAAAUAAGUGAAACUAGUCAAACUUCCAUUGUCCAAACUGUCUGACACACAGAUAAACUAUUGCUGCUGUUCUACUUUGCUUUUUGCUGGAUUGUUGGCAACUGCUAAGCUUUAAGACUAUUAAAUUUGGGGUUAGUGUGAGAGAUUCAGCUGGGGGAUUUCUAGCAGGGCCCUUUUCACGUAAGGAAAGGGAUGCUUCUAACUGAAGAUACUUACUCUGGAAUUGUAGGAAUCCCUACACUAGUUUAUAUCACUUGUUACCUCGUGAAUGCUGAAGUGAGCAAUUAAAUUACUACUGCUACAGGUGAGGUUUCUUCUGAACUCAGUGAAAUAAUCUUACGCUAGCCAAGCCAUGGUGUUUGUAAAGGUUAAAAACAGAUUUCAGUGUCAUCGUAAAGAUGUUAAACUUGAAACAGAGUUGUCGGAUUGUGGCAUUGUUUUAGGGUGGUUGGGGAGGAUGUGUUUUUGUGUGGUGUUGGCGAGGUUUUUUUCUAGCCUUGGUUUUGUUUUGAGUCUCAACUUCAUAGAAAGGCCUUCACAUAUUGCAAGAGUAGACUAGAAGUUAUCUUGAGUAAUUUUUUUUUUUUUGCUGCUAGUUCUCUUUUAAGUAAGCACCCCAAGCUUCUGUCUUUCCAUGCCUUUAUUCGAUAGAGCCACUUAUCUCAACCAAGUUUUAAUCAUGUCUUCUCUUAGAGCUGGUGUCAUCAAAACUACAUGCAGACUAAAUAAUGUCAUAACUGACAUUUUUUCCUUGGUACAUUUAAACAGUUUUGUUUACUUGACGGUGUAAAGCAAAGGUGUUGCACUGUGUGGAAGAGUGCUCAUGCCUCUUGCCCAAAUGGACACUGUAGGGUUAUGACUGUAAAGUGUUUUGGAGCUGCUGUUUUGAUGGGGUAAUUUUUGUGGACAAAUUCACCUCCAGUGGCUGCUCUGAAGUUCAUAUCACCAAAAGUACAGAUGAGCUAAAACUCCAUCUGCAGACUUAAUCUUUCUAAACUCACCUGUUUCUAAUCGGCAAACAAUGCUGUAAGCUUCUAAACUUAGCUCUGAGGCUUGCUUGUUAGUAUUUCAGUCUGAAAAUUAAGGACUUCUCUUACCCAAUUAAUGUAUAUGUGAGAGAUCCCCUUGUUUUGAGAUGAGACACUUAAUCCUUCUGCAAGGUAAAGCUGACAGUCUGUUCUUACUCAUUUUUUGUGACCCAUUCAAGGUUCUAGGAGAUAGACUAGUGGGAGGUGACAUCCUUUGAAGGAGCUGCCAUGUUAAUUAAAUCUGCUAGAUGUCUUUAUUUCUUAAUAUCUUCUGUGCCUGAUAAAUUGGCAGAAUGGCCUGGUUUGUGAAUAUGUGAUCACCUCAAAUGCCUUUAAAAGAGAAGUAGAAUCUAGUUCUGACACAGCAAGUGGUGUUCUGUGGUCAGUAGCAGUCGCACCAAUUACCGUUUGUUCUUCUGGGUAGUACAGUCUUUUGAUGCUUAAAAGUGUAUCUUCCCCUUGUCCCAGUACCUUACAUCCACUGCUUCAAUUGUGGUGCUACCAUUUUGGAAUCAGCCCACUGAAAGAAGGUUUCUCCCUACUAUUGCACAGACUAAAACUAGGAAGAAUAAGAAUUAUGUGCCUGAGGCUUAACUUAGCACAUUCGGCAGAACAGGUAAUUCUUGUAAUAAGUUAUGUGUGUGACCAAGCAGCUGGAUGUGGCUUAGCUGUACAUGUAGGGGAGAGCAAGCAAGGGAAUGCUGAUUUGGAGUCUCUGAAUGAGUGUAUCUGAAAUGCCAAUAAGUAUUUUUGUCCUCUUACCUCCUUUAGAGUAGGUGUUCAGCUUUGUUAGGUUUUGAUGUUUUGUUACCAGUGGGUGUUACGGGGGUUGUGGAGGAGAAGGGAAAUGAAUCUCUAUUUGAGGUGCAUCUUAGAAUAUAUAAGCAACAGCUCAAGUUAUGUGGACUCAUGUCAUUUUUGUCUUAGUACUAACACAAAUGGACUUCCUUCUUAAGGAAGCAAAAUAUUUUCUCUCUUAAUCUUAAAACAUAGACUGUUGGCUUUUCUAACAAGUCUUUACACUGUCUAGAAUAGCUUUUUGAAAUUAAUUUUGCUUGUCCUACACAUAAAGGAGUCUGUGACCUGAUGGUAGUGUCCUAUUUAAUAUGUAGCUAACAUACUACAAUAGUGGAACAUUUGUUCUUUCCACUAUGCAGAACAAAAUUUCUCCUAUGAAUGAAUUACUACCUAAUGUAAUGGCAAGCAAGAAAGAAAAGCUUUCCUUAUAAGCUUUUUAUCGCUAACUUGUUGUUACAAGAUAAACUAAAUGAGUUUUAAUUGUGCUUCCCUCAUGCAGUGUGUUUCACUGACAAAGACUCUAGCAUUAGCAUAAUACAGUCUCACCAUUUCUGCCUCUUGUAGUUCUGGUAAUGCUCAAAAACGUGGUGCAACAAAGACCAGAAAAGGCUUAUUUUUUUUCCUUUUAAGUUUACGGGUAUGAUAGCAUCUUGUGUAGUAAACCAUUUCUUUCUUCCUGCUUCUAAAUAUGGUGGUUAUCUUGAAAAGAUAUGAAAAACAAAAUAGAGGAAAAAUCUACAAAUGAACAAAAGAGCCAGAGCAAAUCUGGAAAGUGAAACUGUGUGAACAAGAGACCGCAUCGUGUAUGCCCUUAAGUGCAGGAAGGGGAACUUCAAUUGUGAGUAUGUGUGUGUGCACAAAGCCAGAACGAAAUGUAACUUGUAUUCAUGGUUCUAAUUCUUUUAGAGAUGGUGGAGCCAGGACAAGAUCUGUUGCUUGCUGCUUUGAGUGAGAGUGGAAUCAGUCCAAAUGACCUAUUUGAUAUUGACUCUCCGGACGUGGUUCUUACAAAUCCAGCACCAACUCCAGCUGUUCAGCAGUCAGUGCCACUUAGUGCAUUAGAACUAGGCUUGGAGACUGAGGCUACAGCUGCUGUGAAACAAGAACCAGAGACUGUAUCAACUCCAGCCUUAUUAAAUGUUCGGCAACCACCAUCCACCACAACCUUUGUGCUGAAUCAAAUAAAUCAGCUUCCAACUUUGGGGACUACACUAGUGAUGACAAAAACAACACCUGUUACAACUACAAGGCAGACUAUCACUGUAGCAAAAAUCAUUCAGACCAGCACAACUACUCGUCCCUCGGUUGCAGCACCAGCAGUUCGCAAUGCCUUGACCACUGCACCUUCAAAGGACCAGAUUCAGCUGAAAGAUCUGCUAAAGAACAAUAGUCUUAAUGAACUCAUGAAAUUGAAGCCACCUCCUAAUAUUGCCCAACCAGUAGCAACUGCAGCAAAUAUAAUUGUAGUUUCUCCUGAGGUGGUAAAUGUCACUAGAUCAGCUGAUCUAAGCAAUGGUGCCGUGAAGAAGGAGGCUUCCACAAAAGAGGUAGCAAGAAUAUGGAUAAAUGAUAUUAAAAUGAGAAGUUUUUCCCCUACUAUGAAAGUGCCAGCAGUAAAAGAAGAGGAGGAACCUGAGGAAGAAGAUGAGGAAGAAAUGGGCCAUGCAGAAACUUACGCUGAGUAUAUGCCAAUAAAACUAAAAAUUGGUCUACGCCACCCUGACCCAGUAGUGGAAACCAGCUCAUUAUCCAGUGUGACUCCUCCUGAUGUGUGGUACCAGACAUCGAUAUCAGAAGAAACAAUUGAUAGUGGCUGGCUGUCAGCUCUGCAGCUUGAAGCAAUCACUUACGCAGCCCAGCAACAUGAAACAUUCCUGCCCAAUGGAGACAGAGCUGGAUUCUUGAUAGGUGAUGGUGCUGGUGUAGGAAAAGGAAGGACCAUAGCUGGAAUAAUCUAUGAAAAUUACUUGUUAGGCAGAAAAAGAGCAGUCUGGUUUAGCGUGUCAAAUGAUCUGAAAUAUGAUGCUGAAAGAGAUUUGAGAGAUAUUGGAGCAAAAAACAUAUUGGUUCAUUCAUUAAACAAGUUCAAAUAUGGGAAAAUUUCUUCCAAACAUAAUGGAAGUGUGAAGAAAGGGGUCAUCUUUGCUACCUACUCUUCUCUUAUUGGUGAAAGUCAGUCUGGUGGUAAAUACAAAACCAGAUUAAAGCAGCUUCUUCACUGGUGUGGUGAAGACUUUGAUGGAGUCAUUGUAUUUGAUGAGUGUCAUAAAGCAAAGAAUCUGUGUCCUGUUGGUUCCUCAAAACCAACAAAAACAGGUCUGGCUGUAUUGGAGCUUCAAAAUAAACUUCCAAAAGCCAGGGUUGUUUAUGCCAGUGCCACAGGUGCAUCUGAGCCAAGAAACAUGGCAUACAUGAACCGUCUCGGAAUAUGGGGUGAAGGAACUCCUUUUAGGGAAUUCAGUGAUUUUAUUCAGGCUGUUGAAAGAAGAGGUGUUGGUGCCAUGGAAAUAGUUGCUAUGGAUAUGAAGCUGAGAGGAAUGUACAUAGCAAGACAGUUGAGUUUUUCAGGUGUAACUUUCAAAAUCGAUGAAGUUCUGCUUUCACAGGAGUAUGUGAAAAUGUACAAUAAAUCUGUGAAACUGUGGGUCAGUGCUAGAGAGAGGUUUCAGCAAGCAGCCGACCUUAUCGAUGCAGAGCAACGAAUGAAGAAGUCCAUGUGGGGUCAGUUUUGGUCAGCUCAUCAGAGGUUCUUCAAGUACCUUUGCAUAGCGUCUAAAGUGAAGAGGGUGGUGCAGCUGGCUCGGGAAGAAAUCAAGAAUGGGAAGUGUGUUGUUAUUGGCCUGCAGUCAACAGGAGAAGCAAGAACGUUAGAGGCUUUGGAGGAAGGUGGUGGUGAACUGAAUGACUUUGUUUCUACAGCGAAAGGAGUAUUCCAGUCUCUUAUUGAAAAGCACUUUCCAGCUCCCGACAGGAAGAAGCUGUUUAGCUUGUUGGGAAUUGACUUGACUGCUCAAAGUAAUAACAAUUCACCCAGAGACAGCCCUUGCAAGGAGAACAAAAUAAAGAAACGGAAAGGUGAAGAAAUAAGCAGAGAAGCAAAAAAAGCUCGCAAAACAGGUGGCCUUGCAGGUAGCAGCUCUGAUGAGAGUGAAAGUGAGUCUGAUGCUUCAGACAAUGAAGAAAGUGACAAUGAGAGCUCCAGAUUUUUGAGUUCUGGAGAUGACGAUGACUUCAACCCGUUCAGAGAUGAAUCCAGUGAAGAUGAUGAAGAUGAUCCCUGGUUAAUUAGAAAAGAGCAUAAAAAGAAUAAAGACAAGAAAAAGAAGAAAAGCAUAGACCCAGAUUCUAUUCAAAGUGCCUUACUAGCUUCUGGUCUCGGAUCAAAACGACCUAGCUGUUUUACUUCCACUGUUGGUACCACCACCUCUAGUACCAACACGUCAGCCAACAGUAACACAAACAGCAGCUUUGUAACAAGUCAGGAUGCUGUCGAAAGGGCCCAACAAAUGAAAAAAGAACUGCUUGAUAAACUGGAAAAGCUGGCUGAAGAUCUUCCUCCAAAUACACUGGAUGAGCUUAUAGAUGAACUGGGUGGUCCAGAAAACGUUGCAGAGAUGACAGGCCGCAAAGGGAGAGUCGUGAGCAAUGAUGAUGGCAGCAUAUCUUACGAGUCAAGAUCUGAACUUGAUGUGCCUGUUGAGAUUCUGAACAUCACAGAAAAGCAGAGGUUCAUGGAUGGAGAUAAGAACAUUGCCAUCAUCUCGGAGGCUGCCAGCUCUGGUAUAUCAUUGCAAGCAGACCGCAGAGCUAAGAAUCAGAGACGGAGAGUUCACAUGACUCUGGAACUGCCGUGGAGCGCGGACAGAGCAAUACAGCAGUUUGGAAGAACUCACAGAUCCAACCAAGUGACUGCUCCAGAGUACGUGUUCCUAAUUUCUGAAUUGGCAGGAGAGCAAAGAUUUGCAUCUAUUGUUGCAAAAAGACUGGAGAGUUUGGGAGCCCUCACCCAUGGGGACAGACGGGCUACGGAAACUCGAGACCUCAGCAGAUUCAAUUUUGACAACAAGUAUGGCAGAAAUGCUUUAGAGAUUGUUAUGAAAUCCAUUGUGAACUUGGACUCACCAAUGGUCUCACCUCCUCCUGAUUUUCCCGGAGACUUCUUCAAAGAUGUUCGUCAGGGAUUGAUUGGUGUAGGCUUGAUAAAUGUAGAAGACAGAUCUGGAAUACUAACGCUUGAUAAAGAUUAUAACAAUAUAGGGAAGUUUCUGAACAGAAUUCUUGGCAUGGAAGUCCAUCAGCAGAAUGCUUUAUUCCAGUACUUUUCUGACACGUUAAGUGCAGUUAUUCAAAAUGCUAAAAAGAAUGGAAGAUACGAUAUGGGCAUCUUGGAUUUGGGCUCUGGGGAUGAGAAGGUGAGAAAGGCAGAUGUUAAGAAGUUCUUAACUCCCGGAUAUUCUACCUCUGGACAUGUAGAACUAUACACAAUCAGUGUAGAGAGAGGAAUGUCUUGGGAUGAAGCAACUAAGAUCUGGGCAGAACAGACAGGUCCAGAUGAUGGAUUUUAUUUAUCACUACAGAUAAGAAAUAACAAGAAAACUGCUAUUCUAGUAAAAGAAGUGAAUCCUAAAAAGAAGCUUUUUUUAGUAUACAGACCAAAUACUGGGAAACAACUCAAACUAGAAACAUGUGCAGACCUGAAAAAGAAAUAUAAGAAGGUACCUUCUGAAGAUGCUCUGCCACACUGGUUGGAGCAGUACAACUCUUCUGCGGAUACCUGCACUCAUGCUUAUUGGAGAGGCAAUUGCAAGAAGGCAGGCUUGGGAUUAGUGUGUGAAGUGGGACUCCGCUGUCGAACUUACUACGUCUUGUGUGGUUCAGUAUUGAGCGUCUGGACAAAAGUAGAAGGCGUUCUAGCCUCUGUGAGUGGUACCAAUGUGAAAAUGCAAAUCGUUCGUCUAAGAACAGAAGAUGGGCAGAGGAUUGUAGGUUUGAUCAUUCCUGCAAAUUGUGUAUCACCCCUUGUAAACCUCCUGUCGACGUCAGACCAGUCUCAGCAGCUUGCAGUACAACAGCAGCAGAUCUGGCAGCAGCAUCACCCACAGAGCAUCACCAAUUUCAACAAUGCAUAAGAGGACAAACUACAGGUGUUGACUUUGGUGUUUUGAGGAAAAGGCUGUAAAAGCAUAUCACUUGCAUAAAAAUCAGGGACAGAUUCCAAAGAAAUAUAACUUUUUCAGUUCAGUUGUGUGCUCUCAAAUACUUUGGGAAUAAAGAGAUCUUAAAAGGUUGGUAGAACUGAAAGCCAGCAGUUGUUUAUGGUGGUGCAUCUGUCUUUCCUUAUGCUCUCUGUAGUGCUUCCUGUUUGCUUUUACUUUUGGCCUUUUAAGCUACAAACCACAAUUUGUUUGAAAAUGCUUGAAAAUCCCCAAGCAGGCUUUAUUUUUAUCUUGUCAUACAGUGCUCAGGGUUUAACGCAGUGCAUCAAUGCCAUUGCUGUGGGAGAUAUCCUCGAAUGCAUGUAUUGAGUAUAUAUAUAGAAAAUAUAUAUUGGGUUUUUUCUCUUCAAUUUAUGAGUUUCUAAAAGCAUGAAACCUAGAGGUUGCACAUCAUGCAUUCAGGUUCCUUCCCAGUUUCUGUUUGACAGUGCAUGUCUUUGGAAACGGGCAUGGACAGGAUAAACACACAAGACAGGAAUUCGGAGAGAAACACAAUCUUAGUUGUACAGCAUUGGUUAUUGCAUUUUUAUAGUGUUUAUACCCAGGUGUUGCAUUUUUUCUGGUUCUCUCCUGGGGGUUAUAUAUUUGAGUCUACAACAUGUUCUUUUUGUGAUAAAACAUCUUAAAUUAAAAUUAGUUCCUUUUUAAUGUAUUAAUGGUAUUCCUAAUGUGUACUGCAAAGGCGGCUGGAUGCCUCUUUUCCUUCAAUUGAAGCAUUUCCUUAAUCCGAGGUGGUUACAGAAACUUAAGUGCAAAUUCACUUCCAUCUCGCACACAAUCUUCUAUUUUUUACUUCAUUAACGUAAUUUAAUUUGUCACUUGUAAGAUGAAACCUACUUGAGCUGUAAAUUAGAGAAUGGGAAACACUUGAGGGUUCCGCUGUAUGUGCUGUUUCUGUUACCCAGUAACUUGAAUACUGUUUAAUAUGUUGUAAGACAUUGUAGAGUUUAUCUGGAGCUGUUUAAAAGAAAUUGUAAUGUACAAAUGUGAAUAGUCACUUAUCUAUAAUAUGGGUAAGUUUUGUUUUGCCUAUAAUAGUAGAUGUUUAUAAGAAAGUGAAGGACAAUGUUUGUCAUUUCUUGCUUGCACAGGUUGCACUAUUGAAAAAUUGAGAUUGUAUAAACCUGUCCAAAAAAAAAACCCCUACAAGAUAAUGAUCUUGUAGAUGUCAAAUAAAAGUUAUUGUACUAACAAGAAGUGGAGUCUUGUUUAGGCAAUCGCUGUAUUCCAAAAAGAACUAACAAGUCUGUACAAUUGGAAUUCGACAGGACUUGGCAUGUUCCAGUCUGCUUGAACCAGGCUUCUGUCUCGCAGCCCAAAUGUCUCAGCUGAACUCAUUAAUGAGGCAAGGAGUCAACUCUGCUUAAACCUGGAUGCGUGCUUUAAGUGAGGCUCAGCUGACAGAGCAGCACAUCCCCUGCAGAGGUAGAGUAUGUCACUUGUGUAAAGGGUGAGCCAGAUUCAAGGGUCAUGAACAGGGAGUUAAGGGAGCCAGAAGUU
Molecule: messenger RNA, 10418 nt
Organism: Strigops habroptila (Kakapo)
Lineage: Eukaryota; Metazoa; Chordata; Aves; Psittaciformes; Psittacidae
Gene: SBNO1
Product: strawberry notch homolog 1
Exons: 32
Coding region: 4590-8831 (1413 amino acids)
Biological process (GO): regulation of DNA-templated transcription
Cellular component (GO): nucleus
Molecular function (GO): chromatin DNA binding; histone binding
Source: RefSeq, a predicted model, not a curated record